Molecule: messenger RNA, 1801 nt
Organism: Cimex lectularius (bed bug)
Lineage: Eukaryota; Metazoa; Arthropoda; Insecta; Hemiptera; Cimicidae
Gene: Awh
Product: LIM/homeobox protein Awh
Exons: 6
Coding region: 135-1055 (306 amino acids)
Biological process (GO): neuron differentiation; regulation of transcription by RNA polymerase II
Cellular component (GO): nucleus
Molecular function (GO): RNA polymerase II transcription regulatory region sequence-specific DNA binding; DNA-binding transcription factor activity, RNA polymerase II-specific
Source: RefSeq, a predicted model, not a curated record
GAGCAGUCUUUUCCCACAUCUCGCCCGUGGAUGGUGUUGCCCGUUUUCCACCGGUUUUACACUCUUCCGGACUGGUUUCCAGGAGUCGAAACCUAGUUCUGUGCCCAGUCACCGAGACCCGACAAAGCCGACUCAUGUUAGUUUCAGCCACGGCACCUUUACAAUUGCUAGAUAUGAAGACGGAGGGCGGCUGUAUCUGCGCCGGAUGUUGUGAACCUAUUACGGACAAGUACUUGUUACAGGUAUCCGGAAGAUCGUGGCACUCCUCCUGUCUACGGUGCUCCGUCUGCCAACUGGCACUGGACAGAGAGCCGAGUUGUUUCGUCCGAGACCACGCCGUCUACUGCAAAGCCGACUAUGCGAAAAGUUUUGGAGCGAAGUGCAGCAAAUGUUCGAGAGGGAUCUCGUCAAGGGACUGGGUUCGUAAAGCUAGGGACCACGUGUACCACUUGGCCUGUUUCGCCUGCGAGGCCUGCAAGAGACAACUGUCGACGGGUGAAGAAUUCGCCCUGCACGAAGACAGGGUGCUUUGCAAAGCUCACUACAUGGAGACAGUGGACGGCGCCACGACAUCCUCCGACGAGGGAGGCGAUUCUGAGUCAUACCACAACAAGAGCAAAGCGAAGAGAGUGAGGACGACAUUUACCGAAGAACAACUCCAAGUCCUGCAAGCCAACUUCCAGCUCGAUUCGAACCCGGACGGCCAAGAUCUUGAAAGGAUAGCCCAAAUCACCGGUCUUUCGAAAAGAGUGACACAAGUUUGGUUCCAAAAUUCAAGAGCCAGACAGAAAAAACACAUGCACACAGGGAAAAUGAAAGGCUCCCAAUGCCAUCAAAACAACGGACAGAAUCAGUUGGCAAGAGAGCUGGGGGAGUCUUUCGGAAGGCACAGCAUUAACCUGCAUCUAACGUACUCAUUCCAACAGCACACAAAAACUUCCCCAGCGUACCAGCCACAGCACACAAGUGAGUAUCAAGUUUCAGAGCCUUCUUCACUGGACGAAUUGUCUCAAGAAUCAAUGUUAAUGUGUUCUAUGCGAGGCGAGGGCGUAUGAGGACAGGAUGGGGACGAUUUGGAUUCGUCCCACCAAUAAAACCUUUGUGAUGUUGAACUUCGUAAUACAAAAACUAGCUAAUUAAAAUUUGAGUUAUAGAUUUCUAUAACUGAUUUUAAAAUUCAUCGAAUGAAUCGUUGAGUUUCAAUGUUAACAAAACGCUGCAAUAUUUAUCCUUUGUGAAAGUCACGAUGUAAAUACACAAUAUUUAUACAAAAAACAAAUGUAAAUAAUUAUUUAAUAUAAUAACAAAAGCACAGCUAUUAAUACCUUAACUUCUUGGUGGAUAAUUAUUCAUUGAUUUUAUAAUAUUUAACUCAAAAUACAAAAAGGAAGUGUAAAGCGGACGUUAAACAAAACCAUUUCUUAAAAGUAACGAUGGAGUCUGCUGAAUUCUACUGUGUAUUGCUAGUCUUUUUUUUAUAUUGUUUAUGUACAAUUAUUGGUUAAUUUGAUCGUUAAACAGAAAAGUAGAUGAAAGAUAUUUUUGCUCAAUAUCUCUAAACUAGCUGUUAAAGUAGAGUUUAGGUAAGUAAAUAUCAUAAAAGCAAUACAUUGUAAAAAGAAGACAGAAUAGUUAUUCACAGCUUUUAUUGAUGAUGGCUAAAAGGGAAAAAAAUAUCUAGAGUCUUGAUGAAUAGAUCAUUUGUGUAUAUAAUUCAUAUGUGUAAAUUUGUAUAUAUUAUUGUAUAAGGAAUGAAAUGUUAUCCUUUAAAAAAUAGUUGUUUGUGUAAAUCCAGUGUAUA